Peronospora matthiolae is the source of this 2073-nucleotide messenger RNA. The record is from the annotation of a GenBank genome assembly. Lineage: Eukaryota; Oomycota; Peronosporomycetes; Peronosporales; Peronosporaceae.
AUGCAGACGACCAGCGAGGCCGCUGUCCCGUCCGUAGCCGGUCGCCCCAACAGCUCGGACGACCUCGCAGCUGACUUCCUGGCCUCCCCUCCAGUCCACUCGCCAUCGGACGCGCGGCUGUUGUACCGCGAGUGGCGCACAGGAUCGCACGUCGGUGGCGACCUCGCGCUUCUCGAGCCGGGCGCCCUCAGCCACCGUAGCGCCAUGAACAGCGAGGAACUGCUCAGUCGCUCGCCCUUUGGCGUCUACGGACGCUCCCCCACUUCGCUCCCGUGUAUCGCAGAGCGGCUGGAGAACCUCCCGGAACGGACCGAUGGGACGCCUGCAUCGGCCGUGCUCGUGCCACAAAACGCGGACUCCAGUGCACGGCUAUUGUCACAGAAACUCGCGGCGCUGGACGUGACGCAAUCGGGGCACACGAUCAAGUCGUCGCAGUCGGGAUCGUACAAUUCGGCAGUGUCGACCGAUGGGGCGUCGGGCAUCAAGAAGGCGCAGAGCUAUCAGGGCCUGGCGGAUCUGGAGAAACAAGGCUAUUUCCCAGUGGCUCCAAAACCGUCGGCACUGGGCGUUCAGCGAGGGCUGAAAGACUCGGUGGUCAACGACAUGUGUCGAGCUGUCGUCAAGCACAUGGUCGGGGACGUGUACGUAUCCGGCUCGGGCUCCUACGGCCAGCGGAAAGUGCUCAAUCAUCUGUACGAGCCCGUGUUUGCAUCGGUGCAGGCUCAUUUUCGACGACUACCAGCUAGAUACGCGCUGUCUGUGAAUCCAGACGAUGUGCCGCUGCAUAUGCGGCUGUUGGCCCAGAACCAACGAGACCCGACAGCUAUUGCUGUUAAUGCGCAGCUAAAGAAGGAUGACAAUGGCGAAAUCGUGCCCAAUGUGUGCGAGGUGGUGGUCGUGUCGUUAGAUCGAGAUAACAUAUUGGACGCUAUUACGCGGGCGCUUACUACGAUGAAGGGAAAUAUUCUGGACGCUGACGUGAUGACGACAGCCGAUGGAACAUUGCUAGAUCGCUUUGUAGUGAAGGGAUCAUUCAUGAGUGAUGAGCGCCAAGAGGAGCUUCGCUUGCACAUUGAACAGAACCUCCGUAGGCUCAGUAUGGAUGAGGAGGGCACACGGCCGAGUGUCUCGAGUGCACUAGACUCGAGUGGCAAUGAGACUGUAAGCUUGGCUGAGACGCUUGGUGUUCUUCAGAUGGUGGACAAGAACGAAAUCAGGGCUGAAUGGAAGCUGAACUUGAACGAGGUACGGCUGGACAAGGCCGUAGGCAGUGGUCGCUCUGGUUCAACAUACAGCGCUUGGUGGCGGGGCACUCACGUAGCUGCGAAAGUCGUGGAUUCAUCUGUCAACAGUCAGGCGGUGGGAGAAGAGCUGUCGAAUGAAUUUCACCGUGAGGUGGCAGUCGUUACGAAGCUGCGCCAUCCAAAUAUUGUUUUGUUCCUCGGAGCAGCUGUUGAUCCGCCGCGUUACUGCUUAGUUUUCGAGUUUAUGGAAAAUGGCACGUUGACCGACUUCAUCCGAUCUCAUCGCGGGCCAAUCGAUUUCUUUCGCUUGGCAUCACAGAUGACAAUGGGAAUGAACUAUCUCCACUUGUGCUCCAUCAUGCACCGUGAUUUGAAAUCUGGCAAUGUGCUUAUUGAUUCGCAUGGCACCGCGAAGAUAUCUGACUUUGGACUGAGUUGCGUACUUGAGAUCGGCAGCUCGUCCAACUUGACUGCUGAGACAGGGACAUACCGGUGGAUGGCGCCGGAGGUCAUUCGCCACGAGCCGUAUUCCACCAAGGCCGACGUCUAUAGCUUUGGUAUCGUGUUGUGGGAACUGCUAGCAAGAGAUCAACCUUUUCGUGGACUGACGCCCAUUCAAGCUGCUUUUGCUGUUGCUCGGCAGCACAUGCGUCCCGCGUUGCCGCGCCAGACACCGGUCAAGAUUGGGGAGCUUAUUGAGCACUGCUGGCAUCACGACCCCGCUCGACGGCCAGACUUUGGCUCUAUAUUGGAAGCUCUUCCAUUAGUGAAGAGAUCGCUGAAAAAGCGUGAUUUUAAGAAUAUGGGCAUCUUGUACGCUGCUCCGUAA